Cydia pomonella (codling moth) is the source of this 2937-nucleotide messenger RNA. RefSeq names its product obscurin (gene Bsg). The transcript has 7 exons. NCBI's taxonomy places the organism in Eukaryota, Metazoa, Arthropoda, Insecta, Lepidoptera, Tortricidae. Bases 100 to 1302 code for a protein of 400 amino acids. The record is from RefSeq and is a predicted model, not a curated record.
CCCAAUCCGCCCUGAACAGUGCACAUAAUCAUCGAUUGACCGAGAUCCUUCGCCGCGAGGUCGUCUGAACUCCACACAGGACACAGAGACGGCUCCACCAUGCGUCCUCUGCUCGCCUGCCUGCCUCUGGCAUUGCUAUUUAUAGUUCCAACAAAUGCAGACAAGACGGCGCCAACCGAAGCAGAGAUCGUGGUCGUGGUGCCAGAGGGGGCUCCGCUCGAGCUCGCCUGCGUCCUACGGGUGGAGCAGCGGGCGGAGUGGCGGCGGGAGGGGAGCCCUAAGCUCCCUGACGAGCUGAAAAUCGCCGGAGAGAGCACGGGCGCUGGAGGACUGACAGCGAGGCUCCGGGCUCAGUAUGCGCGUCCGGACCUCGCCGGGGUGUACUCCUGUGCGCGCGGGCCGCAAGCGCAGCGCCUGCGGGUGGUCGUCGAGCCUCGGCCCGCCACGAUAGCCGCCGCAACGGAACCGGCGACAACUAUAGCAACGCCGACCGUCCCGCUGCUGAAGCAGAGCGACGUGCUGCCCGCGAAGGCCGAGAGCGGCGGCCCCGAGCCCGGCACCGUGCAGUACUACGACAUCGGCCGGAACACGUCCCUGACGUGCACCAACUCCGUCGUCAACGGACAGCAGAUCGUCUGGGAGAAAAACAACACCGAACUGUCAAAAGUUAAAGAACUGACAAAUCGUUACAAGCUCGAGAACGACAACGCCAGGCUCGUCAUCGCCCGCUCCAGCGAGGACGACUACGGGAACUACUCGUGCAAGUCGGGCGGCGAGCAGCUGCACUGGCGGCUGUGGGCGCGCCCCUACACCAAGCUGCCGAGCACCGACUCCAGCGUGGUCGAGGGCCAGAAGCUGAAGCUCGUGUGCAAGAUGAUCGGGAAGCCGGCGCUGGCUGUUAAAUGGUUCUAUAACAAGGAUCAUACGUCGUACGAUGAGGAUGUUGUUAAGGAGUUGCAGUUGGGUGUUGAGUUGGAGCAAGGAGGCCGCAUCAAGUUCGAAAACAGCGACGCCGGCGUCGAGAACGGGCAGCUCGUGAUCGAGGCGGCCGAGCGCGCCGACGCCGGCGCCUACGCCUGCAUCCCCGACUUCAGCGAGACCGGCAACCAGACGCAGUCGCCUCAUCUGCCCGCCGUCACCGUGCUCAGGGUCAAGGACAUGUACGCCGCCCUCUGGCCGUUCCUGGGCAUCUGCGCCGAGGUGCUCAUCCUGUGCGCCAUCAUCCUGGUCUACGAGAAGAGACGCACCAAGCCCGAGCUGGACGACUCCGACACCGACAACCACGACCAGAAGAAGUCGUAAGCGGUGCGGGCUGUUGUGUUUUAGAGAUACGAGUUUUUUUUAUUUUCGCAAUCUAACCCAAAGUUGUUAUUUAAUUACUUAUACAGUAAAGUGCAAUUACAUCUGACCAACAUGGCGCCUUACCUCUGCCGAAAAAAGUUCAAUUUAUUAUUCGAAACUUUUUAAUAUUAUUGUCUAUGGAAUGUACUGUGAACUGAAUACAUUUGUAAAAAUUGAUAUAAUUUAGACUGGUUUUAGUCUAAAAACUGUAAAAACUCGUGUAAAUAUUGUACUAAACUAGUAUAUGAAAUUAAUUUAAUAAUGUACUUAAUAUAGACAAUAUUACACGAAACUCUGCGUAGGGGGCGCCACUACCACAAUCCAUCACAUUCUGAGGGUCUACCGCGAAAAAAGAAUAUCGAAAUUUCGUUAUCUAACCUCCCUAUCACUCUUGCAUAUACGAGCGAUAGAGACCGAUAACUAAAUUUCGAUGUUCACGUUUCCAGGUCCCUUUGUAAACAAACCGCCUUCAUGCAUCAAUGUCAUAUUUUAUCUGUGAAAACUUGUCAAAAAACCGUUUAAGGCACAUGUAUAAGUUAGUCUAUGGUUUGCGAUAGGUGCUAGUGCUGCACUCUGGCGGCAGAACAUAGCAGUAACCCUCAAAAGUGGUGAGGCGCUCGAAUAUAUGUGAAAUAGGAAGUCAGUGGUUGAACAUUGUGGAAAUAUCUAGAAAAAUGAUUAAUCAGUCACACAGUUCAUUCCAAAGACGCGGCAGACAUAGACCAAGAUAGACGCUGCGAAAUAUAAAUAUCUAUACACUUUUGAAUCUUAUUACGAAAGUAUAAAGCACAAAAAUGUAUACAUAUUUAUGUAGCAUUUGUGGCACAUUGAAACUACAGUAUAAAUUUAAUCUAAGUCCUAGUUUAGACUUACGAACAAAAAUAAGUCACAAGGACUUCGGCGUCUAUAUUUUGUCUGUGGUAGAUAAUGCACGUUUUGUUUUUGUAAUAUAAUGUAAUAAUAGGGAUCGGAGUUUUUAUCGCACGGAGUCGCCAUUAAAAAUAAACUUGUACUCAUAUUCAUACUCAUACUCAUUCAUUUAUUUAAUUACUGUUUUUAAUUUUCAUGGACAAGAGUUUAUAAACGAUCCUCUAAUUUUGUCUUUAAAUAUAUAUAUAAUAAUAAUGACCAGAUUUUGUAUUUAUUAUGUUACGAUAUUAAAAAAAUUAAAAAGGUAAAAAUAAUGAGUAUAUUAAUUAAUCUAAGGUCAUUAUUUAUUUGUAAUAUUUAUAUACUAGAAAGACAAAAUUAAAGGAUGUUUAUGAACUCAACGUUCUUGUCCUUGAUAAUUAAAUUAAAAUCACUAUUAAAAUGAAUGAGUAUGAGUAUGAAUAUGAGUUUAAUUUUAUUGCUAAUGUCGACUCCAUUGCUUGCUAACGUCUUACCGUGCGAUAAAAACUCCGAUGCCUUUAAAUUUCAUAUUCACUUCACGUUUUCGUUGCGUUCUUAAAUUAUGCUUGAUUCGUUGACUUAGGUCAGUGUAUACUAUAUAAUUACUAAUGUGGUACCAAGUGCUGCCGAGGGAUGAAUGUUAACUGCACGAAUUAUUAUUAGACCUUUAGAUGAAUACAAUUGAAUAAAAGAUUAUGUUACUUA